AUGUUCUCUGGGUCCAACUCGUACUUAGGGGGUGGGAACAGUGCCCGACCGGGGCAGCCUCAGUAUGGGCAGCAGCAGCAACAGCAGCCCUUCCAGCAGCCCGGCGGCUUCCAGGGCGGACUGGCACCUCAGCCGACGGGCUUCGGAGGAGGGCCAAUGCAACCAAUGCAACAGCAGUUUACUGGCUUCCCGGGCCAGCCGCAGGGCUUCGGACAGCAGCCGCAACCGCAGCAACCGCAGUACACGGGCUUCCCAGGGCAGCAGGGCCAGCAAUUCCAGCAGCAGCAGGCUCCCCAGCAGAUACCCUUCCAGACUGGCGCGCCGCCGCAGCAGCAGCAGCAGCAACCGCCUGCCCAACCGCAGCGGCCGCAGCCCACGGGUAUGACAUCGGCGCAGAUGGCUGAUUCAUUCCGCGGCAACUCUGCGUCUUCCGUGCCACCGCCCGUCCCGGCCAAGAGCAGCAAAAUCCCGAGCAUAAGGCUUUCCUUCAUCACGGCGCAAGACCAGGCCAAGUUCGAGCAGCUGUUCAAGUCGGCCGUGGGAGACUCCCAGGCCCUGUCUGGCGACCAGGCGCGGGAUCUCCUGAUGCGCUCCAAGCUAUCUGGGGACGCGCUUUCGCACAUCUGGACCCUUGCGGACACGACCAAGUCUGGCCAGCUCCUCUUCCCCGAAUUCGCCCUCGCCAUGUACUUGUGCAAUCUCAAGCUGACCGGAAAGGAUCUGCCCAACUCCCUUCCCGAGCGAGUCAAGAAUGAGGUCUCUAGCAUGGUGGACAUUAUUUCAUUUGGAGUCGUGGACGAAUCGUCGAACCGCCAAACGCCGGCCACCAACGCCCCCAAGUUCAACGAGCCUCCUACAAUUCAGCAGCCGCAGCCACAACCUUCAAACAGCCAGUUGCUGGGCUCUUUAGCCCCACAGCCGACUGGAUUCGGACAGCAACCAACAGGCAUGCAACCACAGCCUACCGGUUUCGGUCAGCAGCCUACGGGUAUGCAGCCACAGCCCACUGGCUUCGGGCAGGCUCCAGGCGGUUACAACGGACCACGUCCGCCGAUGCCUCCUAUGCCCACUGGAUUCGGCUCAAAUCUCGCACCCAACCAGACCGGCAUGGCUCCUCUCAAUGCUCAGCCGACGGGCAUGCCUGGUCAAUGGGGCCUAGCAAACACCCCCGCCACCGGGCUACCAAACAUCGAGGCUUUGGCGCAACGAAUGAUGCCCCAGACGGGCCGAGAGGGCGGCAACCAUACGACUGCUGGUUUGACCGGCAACGCGACCAUUCCGUGGGCUAUUACAAAGGGAGAGAAGAAGCUGUACGAUGACACCUUCAAGGCCUGGGACGGCAUGACCAAGGGUUACAUUAGCGGAGCUCAAGCUCUUGAAAUCUUUGGACAGAGUGGAUUGCCCAAGCCAGAUUUGGAGCGCAUAUGGACACUUGCCGAUUCUGCUGAUAGGGGUCGUCUUGAUUUGGACCAAUUCGCCGUUGCUAUGCAUUUGAUCUACCGUAAGCUCAACGGCUACCCCAUUCCAGCCCGUCUCCCCCCGGAGUUGGUCCCCCCUUCCACGCGCAACAUCAACGACUCUAUUGGUGCAAUGAAGAACUUGCUGCGUGGAGAUGCCGAGGACAGGAAGAACUCUGGUGCCUUCCUCCAGCCCCAGCGCACUGGCGUCAGCUACCUGAAGUCCCACUCGUUCCGUGCUGGUAGCCCACAAGCUGGUGGCCGAAAGGAUGCUACGGUAUUCCGUAACAAUGACGAUAACGUAGGCUACAAGUCGAGCGCUAGACAUCGCCUUGGAGGUGGUGGUCGCUCACCUUCACCAGCGCAGCCGGCUUCACCAUCCUCUGAGCGGUCUGAUGAAAUGUCCCUUGACCAGCUCAGGAAGUCUGUCAAAGAGAAGCAGAUCUUGUUGGAUGCCAUGGACACACAAGACGAGAACGCCGCUGACGAAGACGAUGCGCUCGAUCGUCGAGAUCGCCGAGAGGCUGAAGAUCUCUAUCGCCGCAUUCGCAGGGUGCAAGAAGACAUUGAUGCUCACCCUAAGGCUUCGUUGAGAUCAACUGACUCGGAUGCGGAGCGUCGUGCCCUGAAGCGCCAACUCCAGACCUUGACUGAUCGCCUGCCUGAACUCGCGUCCAACGUGCGCCGGACUGAGCGUGAAAUCGCAGACGCCCAGCUCGAACUCUUUAGACUCAGAGACGCCAAAGCGCAUCCCGGAUCUGCAUCCACCAUCGUGGGCACUGGACCUGGCGGUGCAGUAACUGAAUCGGAUCGCUUGAAAGCCCGCGCCAAGGCUAUGAUGCAAGCACGCUCUGCUGCCUUGACAGGAAGGCCUGCCCCUGCCAGUGACGACACGGGCGCAGCAACUGAGCGCUUGGAGAAGGAGACUUCGCGCAUCCGAGCAGAAAGAGAAAACAAUGAGCGCAUGAUCCGCGACGUCGAAGACAGCGUGAAUGAAUACACAAGGGGUCUGGAGUCGAGCCUGAAAGAAGGAGGACACGACAACACAAGCGAACACGAACGUCGUAGAUGGGAGGAGGCUCUGGGCGUUGAAGAUGACGUUAAGGACUUCAUCUUUGAUCUACAGCGCAGCAGUCGCGCUUCGCGUAUCCGCAAAGACGAUUCAUCUCGCGACAACUACAGGUCUAGAUCAGCUGCUCGUGUAGAGGACAACCGACCAUCGUCAUCACGCUAUGAGAGUCCGGCUGGUCGUGUCGAGCCCCCUCCUCGCGCAUCAACAACUACGCCUGCUGGCGGCUCGUACUCUGCAUACAAGACUCCAGAGGAACGUGUGGCCUUCAUCAAACAGCAGGCUGAGCAGCGAAUGGCUGAGCGUCUCGCUGCUCUGGGCAUUAAAGCUCCAGUAAAGGCUGGUGAGACACCCCAACAACGUGCCGAUCGGGAGAAGAAGGAGCGUGAAGAGAAGCUACGCCAGGCUGAAGAAGAGGAUGCGCGUCGCGAGGAAGAGCGUCAAAGACGUCUUAACGACGAAUCCGCUGCACCACCCGCUCCAUCCAAGAGCAGUGGCAAGAAGCCAGCACCCCCACCGCCGGCCUCGCGCAAGAACAAGAACGAGGUUGCGCAGCACGACGUUCAGCAAGCGGAAGCAGAGUCGAAGAAGGCAGAUAACGACAUGGCUGAGAAGGCUAUCCGCGAACAGCAGGAGGCCCAAGAAGCCGAGACGAAGCGCAUGGAGGAUGAGGAACGCAGACAAGAGGACGAAUUGGCCAAGGAGCGAGAGUCUGCUUCAGCCAGACUUCGCGCCCUGGAAGAGCAAGUCCAGCAGGGCAAACUCAAGAAGGCCGAAGAGAAAAAGCGCAGAGCGGCUGCUUCCAAGGACGCCAAGGAGAAGGAGUCCCGACUGGCUGCUCAGCGUGCAGAGAUUGAAGCUGCGCGUGAACGCGAACGUCAACUACAGAUGCAGCUUGAGGCGCUCGACGAUGACGAGUCGUCGGAUGAUGACGGCCCGCAGAACAUCACGCCUCAAGACACCACCCCUACCGCCAGCCAGGAGUUGCCGCGUGACACUGCACCUCCUCAAGCGCCACCAAUGCCCCAGAUCUCGCACAACACACCACCCUCAUCUAUCGCCAGCCCGCCUACGUCCUCGGUGACUAGUCCUCACCCUGGCAUGGGCGACACUGAAACCAAGAACCCAUUCUUGAAGAAGAUGGCCAUGUCCAACCAGGAGAACAGCACAGUCUCCACACCUCCGCCGCCACCUAGCAACACGAGCGAGGUUUCCACGAACCCUUUCCACCGUCUGACACAAGAGAAUGCCAACAAGGCUGCCAUGCCUACGUUCAAUGAGCCCGCCGCACCUUCAGCGCGCAGGUUGGGAAGGCAGGACGACGAUGACUGGUCCGUUGUUGACUCAGAUGAUGAUUCGUCCGACGACGACGAAGCGCCUACUCAAGGUGGAGCCAAGCAGCUGGCCUCCAUGUUGUUCGGUACCAUGGCGCCACCGCGCCCUCUUUCUUCCAUGGACAACAAGAGCCCACGUGCGGAGAGCCCAGCUGUGACAUCGCCUCCAGCAGGCAUCCCACCACCUCCUCCGAUGCCCUCGAACGGUGCACCUCCGCCUCCACCUGGCCCACCACCACCUCCGGCUGGUGGAGCACCACCGCCACCCCCAAUGCCUAGCAUGAAGGCUCCAGGUGGAGCACCGAACCGUGGAGCUUUACUCGGUGAGAUCACUGCUGGUAAGGGAUUGAGGAAGGUGGAGACCAAGGACAGGAGCACAGCUUCUACUGCUGGUAGGGUUUUGGGUUGA
Alternaria incomplexa is the source of this 4269-nucleotide messenger RNA. RefSeq lists its product as uncharacterized. The transcript is spliced from 4 exons. NCBI's taxonomy places the organism in Eukaryota, Fungi, Ascomycota, Dothideomycetes, Pleosporales, Pleosporaceae. The coding region runs from base 1 to 4269 and encodes 1422 amino acids. Gene Ontology annotation, cellular component: cytoplasm; plasma membrane. The record is from RefSeq and is a predicted model, not a curated record. Gene Ontology annotation, biological process: endocytosis; endosomal transport. Gene Ontology annotation, molecular function: actin binding.